UCCACAGCUGUCAAAAUAAUUUUACAGAACCUAUUGUAAUUGUUUAAGGGUUCAUUGACAUCAUACUCGAAAUCCAAAAGUAAUUGAUUAACAGUUUCAGAAUAAAGAUCCCAAUUAACGAGACGUAGGUUUAUACGAUUUAACAAAAGUUUAUUAACUUCAUCUAUAGGAGCAUGUUGUUCACCUGACGGAGUUGAUGAAGAGUUCUUUGUGUUUAUUUUAGUAAAAGUCGGCAGGUGAUAACUUCCUAACGGAUCAUCAUGAACCGACCACUCGCAUUUUAAUGAUAUGGAUGGGGAUACCAUAGUUAAAUCAAGGCCAUUGGGUCUCCAAAUAUGAGAGCCAACAGUAGUAACUUGCUUAUCAUUUAAUAGUACCAAAUUACAUUCAUCUAAACAAUCAAGAAUGUCUUUACCUCUUGUAUUAGUGGAGGUACAACCCCACAUAGUAUGAUGUGCAUUUAAAUCUCCAGAUAUGAUAGUGGGUUUAGGAAGAGACUCCAAAAAGAACUUAAAUUUGGCUUUAGUAAAACUAGGUGUACUAUUGGUAGGACAGUAAAUACUGGCAACUGAAUACCAAGAAUUAUUAACUUCAAUACUAAUAGCUAUAGUUUGCAAAGAAUUGUCGAAAAAAGAGUGAAGUUUUUUAUAUCUAAUACUAUUAUGUUAAAUAAUCGCUACUCCAUUGUGGUUAUUACCACAAUCAUUUCGUUCUAUACAAUAAUCUUUAAUUUUUAAUUUGUAAUGUGGUUUUAGCCAAGUUUCUGAGAUGAGAGCAAUGUGAAUAUGAUGUUCAUUUAAAAAUUGUGUAAAAAUAUGUCGAUUGCUCAGUAGGCUCUGAGCGUUCCACUGUAUGAUAGUUAAUUGGUCUCGAUUGAAUUUUGUGAAAUAGGUCUAUUACCAAAAGUAUCAUAUAACACAUUCAAAACACUUUUAGUGUUAAUAGAUGUGUUCUUUGUGUUAUGUAGUGAAAUAAGUUUGAUUAUGCUUUCUAUUAAAAGUGAUAAACUCUUGUUAUCAGAAUUUAGAAUUGAAAUUAGGUCUACAUUUUUUUUAGGUUUGUUACCCAGUUUAGGAAAUAUUUCAGUGCUAAGUAUAUCUCCAAAAGAAGCAGGUCUGAAUUUAGAUCUAUUUUCAGCAAUUUUCUUUUGUUUAACAGGGCAUUGCGGUGAUACACUUGUGUGAUUUCCAUUGCAGUGUACACAAAUAGCGUUUUCCAUUCCAGUUGUACAAGUUUUAUAAUUAUGCUCACCUUUGCAGAUGCUGCAACGCUCAGAAUUCUUACAGAAUUUAGCUAAAUGUCCAUACCUCAAGCACCGUAGCAUUGUUUAACUGGUGGUAUAUAUGGAGUGACAUUGUGGCGCCAACCUCCAAUAUCCAGAUAUUCAGGUAAUACAGAUGCAGCAAAAGUAAUUGUCACGGUUAGAGUUGGCUGUAACACAUAUCCAUGAGUCAAGAUUCUGAGUCAGUAGAAGUAUCUUCCGAAUAUAUAUCCUUGUCAUUACAAGGUUCAUGGUCUACAUCACCUGAAUCGUCAUCUUUUUUUUCCUUUUUCUACAACUGCGCUUCCCCAUGAAUGCUAAUUAUAUUACUGUCGCUGAAUUUAGUGAAAAUAUAAUAUUUUAUUCAAUAAUAAGAAUUGAUAGAGAUAGUUUUAAUAAAUUAAUAAAAAAAAUUUAAAAAACCCGCUUGUUCUUAUUCGAGUUUCCCGCCUUUCCGAACAUUGUAUAGUUGACAAUUAUCUUGUUUUGACAGAUUUAAACUUUUGACAUUUAGUAAUUUGAAUUUGACAAGUUAAGCUAACAAUAACAAUUUUGAAUUUGGAAUUGUUUUGUAAAAAGUUUAUUUCAUCACUUUUUUUCCUAAUGGUGCUCUAAUAUUACUAUUAUAAUGAGACGUAGCUUAGCGCCGAGUCAAAUCGGCUCUGGCGACAACGUAUUCAAAAGUCCUUUACUAAAUUCAAAACGAAAAAAGCGGGAAUGUGCACGAAUUCCGCUCGCUCAGAAAUCUCCUUCGCAAACGAUGUCUUCCUCGGAACACGAGAAUUUAAUCAGACAGAUAUUAAGUAAACCCUUCAAGGUACCUAUACCGAAUUAUGUUUCAUCGUAUUGUAGUAAAAGUUUGGGCCUAAAACGUAGUCAAGUGAGACGGGCGCUACACGAUCCGGACGAGCCGAACGCACUAGUUUUAUAUCGCCCUCCGUAUAUACCUGAACACGAGAAAAUGAAAAUGAGCCCUAACGACAUAAAAGUAGCAGUUGUCGUCGAUCCAGUAUUAGGAAAUAUAUUGAGACCUCACCAGAGAGAAGGGGUGGCCUUUAUGUACGACUGUGUUACAGGAAAACAGAUUGAGAAUGCGUAUGGAUGUAUAAUGGCCGAUGAAAUGGGUUUAGGUAAGACAUUACAGUGUAUCACUCUGCUUUGGACUCUUUUACGACAAGGGCCCGAGUGCAAGCCAACGAUCUGUAAAGCUAUCAUUGUUUGUCCUAGUAGUUUGGUAAAAAAUUGGUACAAUGAAAUACAAAAAUGGCUUGGACAGAGAAUAAAUGCGCUGCCAAUGGAUGGCGGUUCUAAAGCGGAGAUAACCUUGAAGUUGCAGCAAUUCAUGAAUACUUACUCAGCAACUCGAGUGGCCACACCAGUUUUGAUAAUUUCAUAUGAAACAUUUAGGAUAUACUCCAAUAUACUACAUUCAUCUGAGGUUGGUUUAGUUUUAUGCGAUGAAGGGCACAGACUGAAAAAUAGUGAGAAUCAAACCUACCAAGCAUUGAUGGGUUUGAAAGCUAAAAGAAGGAUACUAAUUUCGGGAACUCCAAUUCAGAAUGAUCUAACAGAAUAUUUCAGUUUGGUGCACUUUGUUAAUGAAGGUAUACUUGGCACUGCUCAAGAGUUUAAAAAGAGGUAUGAGAAUGCUAUUCUGAAAGGACAGGAUGCCCUAGCAACCCCUCAGGAAAGGGAAAGAGCACAAGAGUGUCUUCAAACACUGACCUCCAUUGUCAAUAAAUGCAUGAUCAGAAGGACAAGCACGCUACUCACUAAAUAUCUACCAGUGAAGUUUGAACAAGUCAUUUGUGUUAAAAUGACUCCACUGCAGACAGAAAUAUAUAAGAAUUUCAUUAAUUCUGAUGCUAUUAGAAACAAAUUCACAGGCACUGGAGAGAAGAGCAACACACUCAGUGCUCUAUCCAAUAUCACAACACUUAAGAAAUUAUGUAAUCACCCUGAUUUAGUUUAUGAUAAAAUUAUGGAAAGAUCUGAAGGGUUUGAGAAAGCCAGAGAUCUGUUACCGACCAAUUAUGAUAUUAAAGAUGUUAAACCAGAAUAUUCUGGUAAACUCAUGAUUCUCGAUUGUAUAUUAGCUAAUCUGAAGACAAAUACAGAUGACAAAAUUGUCUUAGUGUCAAAUUAUACACAGACUUUGGACUUAUUUGAGAAAUUAUGUAGGAAACGCUGUUACCAGUAUGUGAGAUUGGAUGGUUCUAUGACCAUAAAGAAAAGGGCUAAAGUUGUCGAGAGCUUUAACAAUAAGGAAUCGAAGGAAUGGAUAUUUAUGUUGAGCUCAAAAGCUGGUGGAUGUGGUUUGAAUUUGAUUGGUGCGAACCGUUUAAUCAUGUUUGAUCCGGACUGGAAUCCAGCUAACGAUGAGCAAGCUAUGGCCAGAGUUUGGCGUGACGGACAGAAGAAACCUUGUUACAUUUACAGACUUCUAGCAACUGGUACUAUUGAAGAGAAGAUAUUUCAAAGGCAGGCCCACAAGAAAGCACUGAGCGACACAGUUGUUGAUCAGAAUGAGGAUGCUUUACGUCACUUCACAUCAGAAGACCUCAAAGACUUGUUCCGUUUAGAGGAAAACACUCUAUCAGAUACGCACAGCAAGUUUAAGUGUAAGAGAUGUGUGAACAAUAUCCAAGUAACAUUGCCUCCGGAAAAUUCUGAUUGCACAUCAGAUCUGUCUAAUUGGUACCAUUGUGCCGAUAAGAAAAGCUUGGCUGAUCUUGUCCUGAAGCAGUGUUGGGAUUUAGCUAAGAGUAUUUCCUUUGUUUUCCACCAUCGAUCUGCUCCAACGGAGGCAAAGAAUGAAAACAGUGAAGAAGAGAAGGAGAAUAUUCAAGAACGGAAGAGAAGAAAGAUAGAUCAUGAUGAAGAUUACUCUGAGCCUGAUGAUAGUGCUGAUGAGGAUUAUGUGUAAUAUUUUAUAUCAUUUUGGUGGAUUUGGUCGACAUUUUUUCUGAUUUAAGGAUUUCAUAAUUAGUUGAUUGUAAAUAUAUUUUAGUUAAAUUAUGGAGAACAUGAUUGCAGGAAGUUUAAUUAUCAAUAAUGUUGAAA
Molecule: messenger RNA, 4324 nt
Organism: Galleria mellonella (greater wax moth)
Lineage: Eukaryota; Metazoa; Arthropoda; Insecta; Lepidoptera; Pyralidae
Gene: okr
Product: DNA repair and recombination protein RAD54-like
Exons: 2
Coding region: 1890-4187 (765 amino acids)
Biological process (GO): double-strand break repair via synthesis-dependent strand annealing; reciprocal meiotic recombination
Cellular component (GO): nucleus
Molecular function (GO): ATP binding; DNA translocase activity; ATP-dependent chromatin remodeler activity
Source: RefSeq, a predicted model, not a curated record